This is a messenger RNA of Aspergillus pseudotamarii, 1056 nucleotides long. Its product is annotated as monooxygenase sphC. The record is from RefSeq and is a predicted model, not a curated record. The transcript has a single exon. NCBI's taxonomy places the organism in Eukaryota, Fungi, Ascomycota, Eurotiomycetes, Eurotiales, Aspergillaceae. Bases 33 to 1010 code for a protein of 325 amino acids.
CCAUAUAUCCUGGGGAACUUCCAGAACUCAGAAUGUGGCGAGUGCCAACAGACGUCCCACAGGUCGCCGUCCCCAAUGGAUUGAAGCUGGCGGAGGUGACCGUCGACACCCCGUUGGAUGAAGUGUUCAAGCACUGGAAGGAAAGCGGCGGCGUCAUCCUGAAACACAUGCUCACCACUGCCGAGGCGACCCAGAUCACCACCGAACUCGAAUCCCGCAUCGACUCCGUCCAACGGGGCUCCCGAGUGCCCCAUCCCGACCUGGCAGCCUUCCACGGCACCAAAACGAAGCGGGCAGGCGACCUCAUCAAUCACAGCGCCACGUUUCGAGAGCGGAUCCUCGAGAACGACUUCAUCCAUGCCAUCUGCAAGCGCUGCUACAGCGAAGGUGGACAUAACGGAGACUACUGGCUCUCGGCGGCGACCACCCUCCAUGCUUCCGGACCGCAGCCCGCGCAGGUCUUGCACCGCGAUCUGACCUCCUAUCCACCAUACGCCCAGCUCGGACCGGACUGCACGGAACCACAGAUCAACUUCCUCUUCGCCUUCUCCGAUUUCACGGAUGACAAUGGCGCCACCCGCAUCAUACCCGGAAGCAACAAGUGGCCCUUUCACCAACGCGGGAAUAUGAAGCAGACAAUCCCGGCGGAGAUGCAGACGGGGGAUUGUCUCCUGAUCGGGGGCAAAGUCAUUCAUGCGAUGGGUGAGAAUAAAACGGAGCUGGAACGGAAAUGUAUCCAGCUGACGGUCAUCCCGAGCUUUCUGACCCCCGCGGAAGCACAUCCGUUCAUUAUCAAGCUAGAAACCGUGCGGAAGUUGUCCAAGCGGGCGCAGCGUUUCGUGGGGUUUCGAUCGCAGUAUCCGCGCGGCUCCCCCGGCCUGUGGACCAAGGAUUAUAUUGAAUUGGCAUUGCACUUGGGUUUAGAUGAUCUGCAGGGGGCUAUGGAGGAUUUGCAAGAGGUUCUCAACCAGCCCAAACAAUGGGAUACGAUUGAUUAUGACAAGAUGUGAGAAUUGUACAUAAGGCUACUCUAGACUGGGCUACUGGGAAUGAUAU